Gadus morhua (Atlantic cod) is the source of this 940-nucleotide messenger RNA. RefSeq names its product cytochrome C oxidase assembly factor 5 (gene coa5). Gene Ontology annotation, biological process: mitochondrial respiratory chain complex IV assembly. Bases 142 to 369 code for a protein of 75 amino acids. Gene Ontology annotation, cellular component: mitochondrion. The transcript is spliced from 3 exons. The record is from RefSeq and is a predicted model, not a curated record. NCBI's taxonomy places the organism in Eukaryota, Metazoa, Chordata, Actinopteri, Gadiformes, Gadidae.
CACACUUGAAAUGAACGAGGAAGAAAAUGAACUAUGGCGGAAUCCAUGAGUGUACUACGUUUGUGACACCUGCCAACUGAUAGAUAACAUAAUACGCCUGGAAAGAUUACCAUUGAUAAGUCUCUAUGAGGAAUAAACAACAUGCCGCAGUACUACGAGGAUAAAGAAGAGGACCUUAGGGCGUGUGCUGGUGUAAGAGAAGACUUCAAGGCAUGUCUCCUUCAACACGACUGUGUCGUAAAGGAAGGGAAAUUGCCAAGCGAAUGCUUGAAAGAAGGCCAUUGCAAAGCCUUGCAGACUUCCUUCUUUGAGUGCAAGAGGUCAAUGCUAGACCCAAGGUCGCGAUUCCGUGGAAGAAAGGGAUAUUGACUCAUCCCUCUAAGGACUGUUUUUCUUCAGUAGCGAUCAUGUCACACAAUUGGGUGAAUAUUGGAUGACCCUUGUAAAUAUGGAUGCCAAGUUCAACAUGGAACCAGGCCUCGGCUGGGACGUGGUCGACCGGAAUAACUACACGUCAUAACCUAAUAAAACGAUGACAACGGCGUAGCAUUCAAGAAUAAUGCUACAGAAAUCAAUGUACACCUGAUGUUAAUGUUUUAUUUUAUUAUAAUUAUAUGUGUGGUAUGGAAAAUAAAUUUGAACAUUUGACAUUUGUUACACAUUCGAUUGGGCUGCUGUCAUACAUGAUACAUUAUAGUAAAGAUAGGCUUCAGUCAAACAAGUACAAUGGCAAUGUGCAAUUAGUGGUCCAUUGUAUUCAAACUAUUGCUGUCAAUCAUUAUUUUUUUCAUUAAUUAAUAUGGCAGUAAAUCUGUGCCAUCGGAUUUUGAAAAUAAAAAGCCAUUGAAUUCUAAGGACUGAAUAUUCAUGCAUUGAUAUAACGUAUCUGGAUUUUUUUGUCAAAUCCUUUUCAGCUAUAUUUUUCAAUGUUAAAAAAAAA